UAACCUGAUAUAGUUGUAAUUCGUUAGUCGAAAGCCGGUCAGUCAUCAGCAGAUCACAGAUCGAACAGUUACCGUCCAGUAGCAUAGCCGGUUUCAGUGCGUUAAACUUGUAUUCGGUGCAUCCAGCAAUUUGUGUUUGUUCUGUCGUUAUCAAACUUAUCAAAUCGGAAGAACAAUGGCCAGCGAAGCUGCUGCCCUUCCCGAGGUGCUAAAAAAUCUUUUCAGCCACAUCGAUGCCAACAAGGCCAAGUACAUCGCCGCUCUGGCCGAGACGGUCGCAAUCAAAUCGGUAUCGGCAUGGCCCGAUUCGAGGCCGGAAAUUUUCCGCAUGGUUAACUGGGUGGCGGACCGUUUGAAGGCGCUGGGUGCCACCGUGGAGCUGGCCGACGUUGGCAAGCAGACCUUCCCCGAUGGGCGAGUGCUGGAUCUGCCCAAAGUGAUCCUGGGAACGUUGGGCAACGACCCCGCUAAAAAGACUGUUGUCUUGUAUGGACACUUGGACGUCCAGCCAGCGAUUCGGGAGGACGGCUGGGACACGGAACCGUUCGUACUGACCGAAAAGGAUGGCAAGCUGUUCGGCCGAGGCGCCAGCGACGAUAAGGGCCCGGUGCUGGGAUGGAUCCAUGCCAUCGAAGGGUACCAAGCCAUCGGAGAACCGUUGCCAGUGAAUUUGAAGUUCGUUUUCGAAGGAAUGGAGGAAUCCGGCAGUGAAGGCCUGGAUGAGCUGCUGUUCAAACGCCAGAACGAUUUCCUGGCUAACGUGGACUUUGUUUGCAUCUCGGACAACUAUUGGCUUGGAACGAACAAACCUUGCAUCACGUACGGUUUGAGAGGCAUUUGUUAUUUCGAUGUUGAAGUCGGAUGCGCUGGAAAGGAUCUGCAUAGUGGGGUCUUUGGUGGCACGGUCUACGAAGCCAUGAACGAUUUGGUCUACUUGCUUGGAACACUUGCAGAUAAGGAAGGAAAAAUUCUUAUUCCAAAUCUCUAUAAGGAGGUUGCUCCGCUGUUGUCGAACGAACAGAAGAUAUACGAUGCAAUUGAUUUUGAUGUAGUUGAAUACCGCAAACAGUUGGGUGCAGGUCGCCUGAUGCACAAUGAAGAUAAGACCAAGAUCUUGAUGCACCGCUGGCGCCAACCGAGCCUCUCGAUUCACGGUGUUGAGGGAGCGUUUUAUGAACCCGGUCAGAAGACAGUCAUUCCAAAAAAAGUGAUCGGAAAAUUCUCGAUUCGUAUCGUGCCGGAUCAGACCCCGGAUCUGGUGGAGAAGUAUGUCACUGAGUAUCUGACUGCCAAGUGGGCCGAGCGUGGUUCACCGAACAAGUUUGCCGUACGCAUGGCUCACGGAGGCAAGCCGUGGACCGAAGAUCCCAACCAUCCUCACUACCAAGCGGCCAGCCUGGCCACCAAGCACGUGUACAAUGUCCAACCGGACAUGACCAGGGAGGGUGGAUCAAUUCCCGUGACUUUGACUCUGCAGCAGACGACUGGAAAGAAUGUUUUGUUGCUGCCGAUGGGUGCUUCGGAUGACGGAGCUCAUUCACAGAACGAGAAGAUCGACGUUCGCAACUAUAUCGAGGGGACAAAACUGCUGGGAGCCUACCUGUACGAAGUGGCCAAAAUCAAAUAAAUUAUCUGAAUCGUUGAACGAUAAGCAUCACAAUAAACAUCACAGUUAACGAGUAACAAGA
Messenger RNA from Armigeres subalbatus, 1688 nucleotides. RefSeq names its product cytosolic non-specific dipeptidase (gene Cndp2). Gene Ontology annotation, molecular function: metallodipeptidase activity. Bases 176 to 1627 code for a protein of 483 amino acids. The record is from RefSeq and is a predicted model, not a curated record. Gene Ontology annotation, biological process: proteolysis. Lineage: Eukaryota; Metazoa; Arthropoda; Insecta; Diptera; Culicidae. The transcript is spliced from 4 exons.